CUACGGAACCUAAGAUGGCCAUUCACAAACUUUCACCUUCCAAAUUUUCACUCUCUCUCUCUCCCCGCCAUCGCCACCGGAGUCACCACUUCUCUGCCGUCGCCGCUGGAGUAACCACCUUCUCUGCCGUCGCCGCUGGAGGUUUAACUAUCCUAUGAUAAUUCCGUUUCUCUUUCAUCAUAAGGUUCGAGCCUCAAAGCUCGACUUUCUUCCCCAUUUCCACGCUCUCUCCUCCUCUGUUGCAGGAUCCCGUACCCAUUUUUCCGAGAUCUGAUUAUUCUGGGCAAUACUCAAGUGCGUAAAUGGAAAUUGCUGAUGACAGUAAGAAUUCUAAGAGAGUAGUUUUUGUCACUGUGGGAACUACUCUGUUUGAUGCACUUGUAAGAGCAGUGGACACUCAAGAAGUCAGGCAAGAGCUAUAUGCAAAAGGAUAUACACACCUUCUGAUUCAAAUUGGUCGUGGAUCCUACAUCCCUGCCAGGUCCACCAGCGACAAUGGGUCUGUAGCUGUUGAAUACUUCACGUUUUCGUCCAGCAUUGCCGAGAGCCUGAGAUCAGCUUCUCUCGUCAUAAGUCACGCAGGAUCAGGAAGCAUUUUUGAGACACUCCGGUUGCGCAAGCCGUUAAUUGUCGUGGUGAAUGAGGAUUUGAUGGACAAUCAUCAAGAAGAAUUGGCAGAAGAAUUAGCCGAGAGGAAACACUUGUUCUGUGCACACCCUCGAACCCUCCAUCAGACUAUUGCUAGUAUGAAUCUAGAUUCUCUUCUUCCAUAUCCUGCUGGUGAUGCUAAACCGGUUUCAAAGCUUAUUAACAAGUUCUUAGGUUUCCCAGAAGAUUAGUAAAAUCAUACUAAGUGUGGAAUCAGGUUGAAACCUUUUGUUCUAUUAAAGUGCUUGUUUAUUGCUUA
Molecule: messenger RNA, 907 nt
Organism: Spinacia oleracea (spinach)
Lineage: Eukaryota; Viridiplantae; Streptophyta; Magnoliopsida; Caryophyllales; Amaranthaceae
Exons: 4
Coding region: 303-839 (178 amino acids)
Biological process (GO): dolichol-linked oligosaccharide biosynthetic process
Cellular component (GO): UDP-N-acetylglucosamine transferase complex
Molecular function (GO): hexosyltransferase activity
Source: RefSeq, a predicted model, not a curated record